AUGAACCUCAACUUCACCUCCCCGGUCCACCCAGCGGUGUCUUCCCAGCGCCCCACGUCUUUCUUCAUCGAGGACAUUCUACUGCACAAGCCCAAGCCGCUGCGCGAGGUGGCCCCCGACCCGUUCGCCGGCUCUCUGGCCUCCCGGGUGCCCCUGCUAGACUAUGGCUACCCGCUCAUGCCCGCGCCGACGCUCCUGGCCCCACACCCGCAUCACCCGCUGCACAAGAGCGACCACCACCACCACCCCUACUUCCUCACCGCCUCCGGUGUGCCUGUCCCCGCCCUGUUCCCGCACCCUCCGCACGCCGAGCUCCCGGGGAAGCACUGCCGGCGCCGCAAAGCCCGCACCGUGUUCUCCGACUCUCAGCUCUCUGGGCUGGAGAAGAGGUUCGAGAUCCAGCGCUAUCUGUCCACCCCGGAACGCGUGGAGCUGGCCACGGCGCUCAGCCUGUCCGAGACGCAGGUGAAGACGUGGUUUCAGAACCGCAGGAUGAAACACAAGAAGCAGCUGCGGAAAAGCCAAGACGAGCCCAAGGCCCCGGACGGAUCGGAGAGCUCCGAGCGCAGCCCCCGCGGGCCCGAGCCGUCCCCCGCCCCGCGGCCCGGCCCUCCCGCCGGACCCUACGCGCUGGCCGAGCCCGAGCCCGAGCUGGACAUCGGGGAGGAGGGGGAGCUGGGCCCCGGGCCGCACCUGCUCUGA
Ornithorhynchus anatinus (platypus) is the source of this 702-nucleotide messenger RNA. RefSeq names its product brain specific homeobox (gene BSX). The record is from RefSeq and is a predicted model, not a curated record. Lineage: Eukaryota; Metazoa; Chordata; Mammalia; Monotremata; Ornithorhynchidae. Gene Ontology annotation, biological process: regulation of DNA-templated transcription. Gene Ontology annotation, molecular function: DNA-binding transcription factor activity, RNA polymerase II-specific; DNA binding. The transcript is spliced from 3 exons. Bases 1 to 702 code for a protein of 233 amino acids.